UGUCGUUCUCAGAACCGUGGAUUUAAGUGUGGUGAGCUUUGCUGUGUACCUGAGCUGUUUUCUCAACACGCAGACUUCUCCGUGCUGUUAACCACGGUUAGCGAGGGAGGAACAAAACAGUCAGCAGCCACGGCGCAGUCCGGAGGAACCAGCCUGGGCAGUAAGCCCGCAGACCCUUCCACUGCUGCAAAGCUGAAGCCCAACUACACCCUCAAGUUCACACUUGCUGGCCACACGAAAGCAGUUUCAUCAGUCAAGUUCAGUCCCAAUGGAGAGUGGUUGGCCAGUUCAUCUGCUGAUAAACUUAUCAAGAUCUGGGGAGCUUACGACGGAAAGUUUGAGAAGACUAUUGCGGGACAUAAGCUUGGCAUCUCAGACGUAGCAUGGUCCACGGACAGUCGUCUGCUAGUGAGUGCUUCGGAUGACAAGACACUCAAGAUAUGGGAAGUGAGCAGUGGCAAGUGUUUAAAAACAUUGAAGGGCCACAGUAACUACGUCUUCUGCUGCAACUUCAAUCCGCAGUCGAACCUCAUCGUCUCCGGCUCGUUUGACGAGAGUGUAAGGAUAUGGGACGUCAAGACUGGGAAAUGCCUCAAGACGCUUCCCGCACAUUCGGACCCGGUGUCGGCCGUGCACUUCAACAGAGAUGGCUCUUUGAUCGUUUCGAGCAGCUACGAUGGUCUUUGUCGAAUUUGGGACACAGCAUCGGGUCAAUGCCUGAAGACUCUUAUCGAUGAUGAUAACCCCCCUGUCUCCUUCGUGAAAUUCUCGCCGAAUGGAAAAUAUAUCCUAGCAGCAACGUUAGACAAUACUCUCAAAUUGUGGGACUACAGUAAAGGAAAGUGUCUAAAAACCUAUACUGGCCACAAGAACGAGAAGUACUGUAUUUUUGCAAAUUUCUCCGUAACUGGCGGCAAGUGGAUUGUGUCGGGGUCGGAGGAUAACUGUGUCUAUAUAUGGAAUCUGCAGACUAAAGAAGUUGUGCAAAAGCUUCAAGGACACACAGAUGUGGUGUUGUGUACUGCAUGUCAUCCAACUGAAAACAUCAUAGCAUCCGCAGCCCUGGAAAAUGACAAGACCAUCAAACUCUGGAGAAGCGACACCUGAGUCUUUUUUUUUUCCUGUCCAACUCAUCAAAGCGACCGUCACCACCCAAAAGCAAUCAUGCUCCACAUCUUGUCUUUUAUAUAUAUGUUCCCUUCCUGAAUUAUCAUUAUUAUUAUCAUUUUUAAGGCAGUGCCACUCUGUAUAAAAGCUGCUUGAGAAAAAAAAUAAAUGCUAAGAUGGUGGA
Messenger RNA from Ornithodoros turicata, 1291 nucleotides. RefSeq names its product WD repeat-containing protein 5-like. The record is from RefSeq and is a predicted model, not a curated record. Lineage: Eukaryota; Metazoa; Arthropoda; Arachnida; Ixodida; Argasidae. The transcript has 14 exons. The annotation marks the transcript as partial. Gene Ontology annotation, molecular function: RNA polymerase II general transcription initiation factor activity; protein binding. Gene Ontology annotation, biological process: transcription initiation at RNA polymerase II promoter. Gene Ontology annotation, cellular component: transcription factor TFIID complex.